Chilo suppressalis (striped riceborer) is the source of this 6270-nucleotide messenger RNA. The record is from the annotation of a GenBank genome assembly. NCBI's taxonomy places the organism in Eukaryota, Metazoa, Arthropoda, Insecta, Lepidoptera, Crambidae.
CUUCACACUGCCGCCAUCUUGAAACUUAGUAUUGUGCCAGUCGGGGGGGCGGUGACAUAUUUUACCCGUCAUCGUUGAUUUUGUGAACUUAUUGUAAAAAUCGCAGAAAAUAAGUGUUGUUUUGAGGUGAUAAUAGUUUAUGUCAGGACUGAACGUGAGGAUGGCGGGUCAGACUAUAAAUGAUAGGUUCUUGGCCGCGCGGCACAGUAUAGCCGGCCAGGGUUUAGCGAAAUCGGUAUGCAAAGCCACCACCGAAGAAAUGAUUGCACCCAAAAAGAAACAUUUAGAUUAUCUAGUCCAUUGCACAAACGAGCCGAACGUGUCAAUACCACAGCUUGCCAACCUCCUGGUAGAACGGACACAGAAUACAAACUGGGUGGUAGUCUACAAAGCACUCAUCACUGUUCACCAUUUAUUAGCAUAUGGAAAUGAGAGAUUCACACAAUACUUAGCGUCGAGUAAUUCAACGUUUCAACUAAGUAAUUUCUUAGAUAAAAGCGGAGUACAAGGAGCGGCCGGUGCCCGAAUUGGAUAUGAUAUGUCACCAUUCAUCCGGCGCUAUGCCAAGUACCUCAAUGAGAAGGCGCUGUCAUACAGGACGGUCGCCUUCGAUUUUUGCAAAGUGAAGAGGGGAAAGGAGGAAGGCUCUCUCCGUAUGAUGAACGUUGAGAAGCUUCUAAAGACACUGCCGGUGCUGCAGGCGCAGCUGGACGCGUUACUGGAGUUCGACUGCACGGCCAACGACCUCACCAACGGGGUCAUUAAUAUGUGCUUCAUGCUACUAUUCCGAGAUCUCAUCAGAUUGUUCGCGUGCUACAACGACGGCAUCAUCAACCUCCUAGAGAAGUUCUUCGACAUGAACAAGAAGAACUGUCGCGAGGCUCUCGACCUCUAUAAGAAAUUCCUCAUUAGGAUGGAUAGGGUCGGCGAGUUCUUAAAGGUGGCAGAGAACGUAGGUAUAGACAAAGGCGAUAUUCCAGACCUGACGAAGGCGCCCAGUAGUCUUCUGGAUGCCUUAGAAGGACAUUUGGCCACACUGGAAGGCAAGAAAGGCUCCGCGGCUAACACUCCCACGCAGACUGCUAGCGCCCAAAAGAACGUCGCCAGCGUUAUGGGCGCAUUAUCCUCCACAUCUUCAUCGUUCGGCAACGCGGCCGCUUCUACCCGCCUCGACAAUCAGCCCAACGGCGCUUCGCCGUUGUUUAUAGAUGACACGCUCAAACAGCAGGCGCUGGCUGAAGAGGAGGCCGCCAUGAACCAGUACAAGGUGCACUUAUUGCAAGGCGAAGAAUGGACGGGAGACGAAGCCGUGUCAGAAAUAAUUAAUAAGGUGCAGUCUCCCACAAACAGUGCGGCGAACAAUCCCUUCUUGUCGAGCGCGCCGCCCGUCAGCCAAUCGCAGAACAUCGUGGAUCUAUUCGGUCCCGCGCCCGCGGAACCGGCUAAUAAUGCUAGCAAAGCAUCCGAUGAUCUCCUGUCAUUGGGGAACCCAUUUGCUGAUAUGUUCGGAGCGGCGCCGGCGCCGGCGCCCACAGCGCAGCCCGCGUGGCCGCAGCCGACCAACGGCUUCGCGGCGUUCCCGCAGCAGCCCGCCAACAACACAUUCGUGUCCGACGCUAACUUCUCUAACGUUUUCAGUAACACUGACAGCACAGGUCAACAAUCGCAGCAGCAGCCCGGGAAAGUGCUCACAGGUGACCUGGACUCAUCACUCGCUCAACUUGCAAACAAUCUUACCAUCAACAAAACGGCAACGCCACAAAAACCGAUGCAGUGGAACUCGCCCAAGAACGCGUCCAAGCCCGGCGCCACCUGGACGCCGCAGCCCAUGCAGGCCACCACCGGCGCCGGGUACCGGCCAAUGGGUCCUGGCAUGACUCUCCCGCCAAUGCCUCACACUUUGCCCCAUGCAUUCCACCCUCCGCAUUAUGUUGUGCAACAGCCAGGCAUGGUAAUGGGGAUGCCCGGUGCAGGCAUGAUGCCCAUGGGCGUGGCGCCUCCUAUGAGACCCGCGGUACCGCCACAGCCUACGACAAACCAGUUCAGUUAAACUAAAACAUAAACAACACAUACAUACAUACACAGCCCUGAAAAAUCCCGACAUAUCUACAUACCUGCCUAUAAUACUAACACGUUUAGCAAUCAAGUUUAAUGCAUCUCUUAUUGUAUUGUUCACAUUUUAAAUUUUGUAAACAAUAGUAUUGCCAUAAAAAACAUUUUAAAAUUGAUUUAAGAUUUUAAUUUAAAAAUUGCUAAAUAAUAUUUCCCGUUUUGAAUCGAACUAAAAUUACAAGCAACAGAAUGUAACUGUCGCACUAAAUGUUUGAUGUAUUUGAGUCAGAAUUAUUUGUAAUCUGCAUAAAUGGCAAUAUUUAUCAAAGUUUUCAACUAAAACUUUUAUAACUUGAAGGCGAACAUUGUUAUGUAGGCAGGUAACGGUGUAUGCUUGCAACAGCGUCAGAUUAACUUUGUAAAGAGUAAAAACAGUCGGGUCAUGAAAGCAGUUUUUUCAAAGCUGAUGUUUUCAAAGGUAGGUGCUUUUUAUUCCUAUAAAAAAUCCUUAUUUUAAAUGAGUUACCUUAACUUUUGAUAAUAAGCCUACUAAACAAGCCCUUUUUUAGAACCUCUUAUAUAAUUUAUAUUUCUAUGUUAAACAAUUAUAUGUCCGUCUUAUUUAUUAUACAUUUUAACAUUUGUAAUGUUAGUCAAAAUUUGAUGCGAUUCUUAGAGUCCUUGCACUAGCUAGAGCAUCAAAAUGAUAAUCGCCAUGAUAUAUUUUUUUAAUAUAGGCUUAUAUAAGAAAACCGAUAAUCUAAAUUCGUUUUAAUUUACACAUACAUGAUUAAAUUAAUAUAUAAAAUGUAUUUAUUUCUCUGAUUCGAGUAAAGGUCCACUUAACUUUAUGAAAACAAAACAAUAAAUUGUUUAAUGUUAAAUUUUCUUAUGAAAACGGUGCGUAUUUAUUAUUGUAAAUUUUCGUUUCAAAAUUCAGUGUCGACAUCACACAUUCCAUAUUUUGUACAAAAUAAUUAUUUAUUCUUAGCUACAGGUUAUGUGAAUAUUCAUGAUGUAGACUCGGAUCAAAUGAGAAAAACAAUACACUCUUUUUUUCGGCAGUCGUGUAAAAAGUUAUAUUUGAUCUGAGGAUGUAGAAUACUGCAGUAAUGUUAUUGUAUUAGUAAUCCUACCUUUAGGGCGAGCGGCGUCAGCAUUUUGUGGUUUUGGAAUUGACGUGAAUAUCUAGUUCUAACUUAAGUUGAUUACAAUCUAGUUACUGCGAUAAUCACAUACCUAUGUAAUAGAUGUAUAAUUAAUAUUACUUAUUAUAUCUGAUAUAUACAUAUAGGAUGUGUGUAAUGUAUCUUGCAUUUAGUCAAUCGAAUUGAUGGGACUCUACCUAUAAAUGAAUUAUUUUAAAUUUUGAAAUUUCCUGGCGUCCCAUAUUCCUGUGCAAGAUCAUCUAUAUUCUGAUAGAAAAGCACUUUGUAACCCUCUAAAGUACUUUUUCAUAUUUAAACAAUAUUAUAUUUCCAUAUCCUCACUUAUUUUUAUGUAAAAAUGUAUUUGUCAUAGUUAUGAUAUUGUACGGGAGUAAUGCAUUAGAUUGUUAAUUGAAAUUAGGUGUUAUGAGAGUGUAAUGCAUGGCUUAUGUUAAUGUUAAGAGGUGCUUAGCUUCUCUACAAGUGGCUCGUGAAUGACUUUUCUUGAUACCGGCACUUUACUUGGCUAUUCGUGCUUGCUAUUUGUAAUGUUGACAUCAGUCUGUCCUUUUCAUUACUUCUAAUGUUUGAUAAAAACAGACUCUUGUCAAGUUUACAAAUAACAAAUACGAAUAUUCAAGUAAAGUGUUCGGCAUCACAUAACAGAAUCGAGACAAAGCCACCUGGUUCGAGAUAAAGUAACUAAGCGAUUAUAGAGCCAUUGCCAAAUGUUUGGGAAUCUUGUGUAUGAAAAUUAUUCUAUAUAAUCUUUACUGUUACCUAUCAGUAAUACUUUGUGCAAAUAGGUUUGCUUAUAGCCGACUUAAUAUUUAUUUCUUAAUGUGAUAUACCAUUUCAUUUUGUAAGACUGUCAUUUUCACAGUAUUCAAUGAUGUUUUAUUUAAAAAUUAUAUUGUUAUGCGAAUUUAUUUUUUAUUAUUUGCACAAAGUAUUGUACUAAUGUAGUGUUGCCAUCAUUAAAAUGUGGUUUUAUGAAUUUUAAGAUAUUAUGAUUUAUGUCUAGCGGCUCACACAGUGUUGCUGCACUAUUAUUCAAAUUUAUAGUGAUUGUAAUAUUCACUGAUCGUAAAAUAUAUUGUGUAGAUGUUUAUGUACACAUUUAGUAUGAUAAAUGCGAUUUAGUACAGUUUAAAUUCUCGCAGCUCGACUAAAUAUUUUUGUAAAUACUUAUAAACGAUUAGUGCAUAUAGCUGAUAUGUUAAAUUGAAACUGUUACUUUUUGCUUAUCAACAGACAUUAUGAGUAAUUUGACAAAAGUGCAUUGAACGAACUAAUCUAGAACUUUAAUCAUCAAUUUGAAAUUUGUAUUAACUAGCAGUUGUAAAAUCAUUCUAAAGUGACUUUUAUAUAAUGUCGAUAACAAGCACUAUAAGAAGUAUUUUGAUUACCUUUUCGUGUUCUUUGAAAAAUCAAAUUAAUGGUAUAUAAUAUCAUUUUGGAUUUAAUAAAACACUCUUGAAGAAUUUAUGAAACACCCACGUAGAUGAGCAACAUAUUGUGAUGAAAAAUCUUAAGUAACUAUUCAAUAUUAUUUACUAUAGUCAAAGUUGACGAACCUUUAAGAGUGUUUUAUUUAAAAUAGUGUGCGCAGAAGAUUAACAUACAAUUAUCAUCUUGUAACUUAUUGAGAUCUAUUGAUUUAGAAAAAAAUCCAGUUAUUUAAUUACUAGUAUUUAUUGUGCAAUAUAUUUUAAUUAUUUCCCUGGAUCAAUUGAAUGAAAUUGCUUCGGAUGUAUGUACCUAGACUUCGUUCCCAGUAACCUUUAUAGUUGGCCAUACUGUACUUUUCGAUUUACGCUGUGAUGAAUGGUCGAUUCGACUGAUUUGAUUUGAGAUAAUAGGGUAUUCUUUUAGACUACUUAAGUUCUGUUUAUUAAGUGAAAGUUUGUAGAAAUACUUCACAAUGAUUUUCUUAUAAUACCAUAGUCUGCUUUAAAAUUUUUAUGUUGUAUAUUUUAUUUGAUUUUUAUCAUUGUAAGGUAGCAAUCAAUAUUUUUAUGUAAAUACCCCCCGCUGUCUUAUUUACUAGCUCUAUCACGCCUUUAGAUAUUUGAUUUAGUUUAUUUAUGAAAGGAAUAAACCAAUUAUAAUUAUUUUCGUUAUUUUAUUUAUUUUCUUACAUGUUGAUUUUUUGCCAAAGCUUAUUCCUAGGGUCCAGUGUUGCCUGCAUGUCGCAAUGUGUGUGUGUGUGCACACAACAGCUUUACAGUUUAUACAAACCUGUCAAAAUUUCUCAAAUUAUUUUCAACCUUGUUAGUUAGGCCCAAAGUCAAAAAUCAGAAUUCGGUUACUUUGGGUCAAACUUAACGAGCUGUUGGACCUUGCACCUCAUCAGAUCAGAUGAACGAAUAUCCAGAAUGUUACUUACUUAUAUAUGAUCGUUAGUACCUAAAAUAUUUCAUUUAAGUACCUAUAUAUUGUGAAUGUCUAUUUACCUCUCUUAAUCCAAUGACAAUACUAUCACAAACUAAUUAUAUCGGCCUGUGUGUUAUAAUGACGUAUUUAUAAAACUUAAAUAUAAAAUAUAGAUGCACAUUCGAUCUGUCUAAUAAGGAAGAGUAUCUUUAUCAGAAAACACUUCCUGAGACAUCUCUAAGCUAGCAGUAUAAUAAUAUUCUUAUCACACAGUAUUAAAUAAAGUAGCACUAUUUCAUAGGUGUCUAUCAGAGAACUAUAUAUUGUAUAGCUGUUAAAAAUUAGCUGGAGAUUAGACCAUGCCUAAGGAUACACUUGGGCUCAUUGGCUUGUGUUAAGGAUUAUUCGCAAUGCUCAUAUUUAUUGGUGUUUAAAAAUUUUGCGCACUUCAUAUCUAUUCGCUGAUGGAAAUCAAGCCAUCAAAUCUUAACAUAUUCCCGAUGAGCCAAAUGCAUUACCAUUAGGUAUAUUAUAUAAUUAAUCAGAAUAAUAAUAUAUUUUUGUUAGGAGUGGUCUGUUUUCUGCCUCGUAGUGGUUUUGAGGUCUAUUUCUGUCCUUUUAGAAAUUGUUUUGGUCAGAAAACACUCCUUUAAAAGCUUUCAAAGUGUAUCUUGUUGGAUCGCAAAUAGUGGCG